UCCAGAGGAAAAGAUACCAAAGUUUGGCUUUUCCACUUUAAUCACUUCCCGAGAUUUAUGAAAGGGAAAGAGAAGGGCAUGGUCCACGGACUUGAUUUGUGUUACUGGUUUGAUUUCUCUGUGGAAGAGAUGGAGAAAUUUCUCAGACAAGGACUUGAUGUUACUAUAGGAAUUGGUGACGAAGAUUUAGAUCUCAAGUCACGUCUUUCUGCGUU
Molecule: messenger RNA, 215 nt
Organism: Aplysia californica (California sea hare)
Lineage: Eukaryota; Metazoa; Mollusca; Gastropoda; Aplysiida; Aplysiidae
Source: RefSeq, a predicted model, not a curated record